This is a messenger RNA of Xenopus tropicalis (tropical clawed frog), 909 nucleotides long. It is a transcript of the gene gimd1, whose product is annotated as GIMAP family P-loop NTPase domain containing 1. Lineage: Eukaryota; Metazoa; Chordata; Amphibia; Anura; Pipidae. The record is from RefSeq and is a predicted model, not a curated record. The transcript has 3 exons. Gene Ontology annotation, molecular function: GTP binding. Bases 84 to 749 code for a protein of 221 amino acids.
ACCAGCGGCAUCCUCUCAGUCUCAAAGGUCACACAGCAGAGUAAGCUGGCAGCUUUAGCCACAACACAGGAGACAGACAGCUCAUGCCGAGAACACCCACUAUGGAUGAUACUAAUGAGAUCACCAUUAACCUUCUUCUCCUUGGAAGGACCAAGAGUGGCAAGAGUUCGCUUGGGAACAGCUUGCUUGGCAGUUGCGAAUUUGAAAGCCAGUUUUUCCCACAAUCAGUGACCAGCGAAUGUCAGCUCUGCACAGCCUGUAUACCUCAGUUUGGUCGCCGAAUGGGUAAAGAUCUGUCCCUGAGACUGCGAGUAUUAGAUACACCAGGCUUUCCUCACAGCAGCCUGAGCAUGGGGGAAGUAAAGCAAAGAGUGAGAAAGACCCUGGCAGAGCAAUUUUCAGAAGGGUUACAUAUGGCCCUACUCAUCUUAAGGGCUGACGUCCCAUUCUGUGAAGAGGAAAACCAGUACACUGUCAAAUUAGCAGAGGAUCUCCUGGGUUCCAAGUGGAAGUAUUUCACGGCUGUCAUAUUCACACAUGGAGACAAGUUACAAGAAGCCAGGAUUACGCAAGAGGAAUACAUUAUUUCAUCGCCAAAAUCUCUGUCCUCCCUUUUAGCAACCCUUCACAAUCGCUACAUUUUUAGAGAACCUCAAGAUAAAACACUACGUCAGGAGCGAGAAAUAUUAUCAAAUCAAAUCUUGCACUAUGUGCGGCAGAACAGUUACCAAAGGCUGGAGUGCACAUAACAUUUCAUCCAGGAACUUUCUGGAGCAGCCUACACAGACUCUGAAUUAUGUAUUAUGCUGGAAUGAACGGAUACUGUAAAAGAAUGGCCUAAGAAAAAACUAGAAAUAGUAUAAAAAUGAUUAAUAAUAAUGAAUAAACAUCGAAAAUGCUUAUUUGCGU